This is a messenger RNA of Lacerta agilis (Sand lizard), 1169 nucleotides long. RefSeq names its product family with sequence similarity 207 member A (gene SLX9). The transcript is spliced from 6 exons. NCBI's taxonomy places the organism in Eukaryota, Metazoa, Chordata, Lepidosauria, Squamata, Lacertidae. Gene Ontology annotation, cellular component: 90S preribosome; nucleolus; preribosome, small subunit precursor. The record is from RefSeq and is a predicted model, not a curated record. Gene Ontology annotation, biological process: maturation of SSU-rRNA from tricistronic rRNA transcript (SSU-rRNA, 5.8S rRNA, LSU-rRNA). Bases 16 to 669 code for a protein of 217 amino acids.
GCCGCUGCCGCCGCCAUGGUGGGCAAAGCGGCGAGACGGCCGCGGCUGCACCGGGCGGCGCCCAGGCCGGCCAAGGACCUCUGGACCCCGCGCGAGAACGAGGCGCCGCUCCCGACGGGCGCCCAGGCGGCGAGGGCUGCGGCGGGCGAGGUAUUUUUGACCUCAAACGUCUUUGCUGGAGUGAAGAUUGAUACAAAAAGUCUGGUGAAGACAUUGGACAUUGAUUCGAGAAGCAUUUCUUCAGCCAUAAAGGGUGAAGAUGAAAAGGUACUUUUGCCUAAGAAAGAAAAAAUGAAGCUGCGGAAGGACAGGUGGUUGCAAAAAAUAGAAAAUAUCAAGCUAGCAAAACAACAACAAAAAGCAGAAGCAAAGCGAAAAGCUACCCCAGUAGUUGGAGAUAUGCAUCCUCUGAUGGACGCUCUGCCUGAGCUCUCAGACCUGGUAGCUGUCAGCAAGAUCUGCAGACAUCCUAAAACCCCAGCAAAGAAGAUGCUGCUGACUAACUUCUGUCAGAUGAAAUCAGCCCAGAAACGCCAAGUCUUGAUGCAGGAAGUAGCACAGUUUCACAAGACUAUAUCGGAUCCUUUGUUCAAAGCUAGCCCUUUGACAGUCCUUGGUGAGCAUCUUUCCAAAAGACUGAAGCUGGAGAGGGAGGGAGAGCCAUUCUGACAUCAUUGCUGGGACUGUUUGAGAGCACAAGAGAUUGGAUUCUCGCAAACACACUGCAUGAUGACCUUACAUGCCCAGUGUGCCAGCAUAACUUGCAAGAGUCCACAGGAUUAUGACAUUCAGUGACCUUGUUUUCCGCCAACAGAAAUAAUGCUGCCAAGACUGAUGAUUGCCAGUACUAGCGGCAACGCUGCCUGCUGUUUUGCUAGAAGCUCUUGGGGAUUGUUCUUGAUUCCCACUCUGUGCUAUAUCACACACCAGAUGUUGUUUCUCUUUUCUUUCCAUAGUUCUUAUGAAGUAUAACACCCUCUCCUCUAGGAGUAAUGCAGCAUUUGCAUCAUUCUCCUGAAAUUAUAUUUAAUAGAGAUUAAGUCUGCUCCUGUUUCCAUGAACAAUUCAACUGAAAAAUAAUCUGUUCUUGUUAGUUUUUGAUACUGAUUUGGCAGGUGCACAAUGUAAAGUUUACUUUUUCUACAUAAUAAAUAUUUUCCCCCAUAGUA